Molecule: messenger RNA, 5133 nt
Organism: Diatraea saccharalis (sugarcane borer)
Lineage: Eukaryota; Metazoa; Arthropoda; Insecta; Lepidoptera; Crambidae
Source: the annotation of a GenBank genome assembly
AGUUAUCGUCGCGUAGCCGUAACGGUACCACGCACGCGGUUGUCGCGUCCCAAUAACACAAAUACAACCUAAUUACACGUGAAAUCACUAGUAUUCGUACCGAUUAAAAAUACGCACUUUCUCGUGUAAGAAUAUAAUGUAAUUGUUUACCUGCGUGCACGAUUCGCUCUCAAAAAUACGAUGUAAAUAUAUGUAGCGAAGAAAUUAGGUAAACAUAAACGGUGAGAUUAAGGAACACGUUGUGAUAGUGAGGCAAAGUCAAUAUUGUAAGUUGUAUUGUAAGUGGAUUGUAACGUGGGAUUUUGAUCGAGUGCUGUAUAGAAAAUGAUGGCAACUAUAAACUUUAAAGAUGCGAUAUGAAUACUUAAACAUCCAUUUGAUUACAUCGGAGGUUUUAAAGGAGCCGGGGCGCUAAUGUAAAUGAAUCAAAAAUGGUGAACUCAUAAUCAUCAUCAUGGAUGAGCUGAUGAAGAAGUUACGCAGUAUCAUGGCACUGCUGUGGAUGAUAGCUGGCUUGACGACGGUCGGGGCCGUCAAGGUUGUCAUUGAGCCGCUACCUAAAGAUCAUGUACGAGAAUUUUCGUGCGGGACACAAUACUACAGAACUUUCUUCGUGGAUUCGAAACGGGAUGCCCUAUACGUGGGUGCAAUGGAUCGGUUGUAUCGGCUUAACAUGAACAAUAUCAGCGCAUCGCACUGCGAAAGGGAUUCGAUAAAUUUGGAACCUAGUAACGUCGCGCAAUGUGUGUCCAAAGGAAAGUCUGAGCACUUCGACUGCCGCAACCAUGUGAGAGUGAUUCAGCCCAUGGGUGAUGGAUCAAGACUCUACGUGUGCGGUACCAACGCACACAGCCCCAAGGACUGGGUUUUAUAUUCGAAUCUCACCCACCUGCCGCGCCACGAAUACGUGCCUGGCAUAGGUAUGGGCGUCGCGAAAUGCCCAUACGACCCAGCGGACAAUUCGACAGCGCUGUGGGUCGAAAGAGGAAACCCCGGCUCGUUACCAGCCUUAUACUCUGGUACCAAUGCGGAAUUCACCAAAGCCGACACUGUCAUCUUCAGAACUGACUUGCACAAUUUGACUACGGGAAGGAGGGAGUUCUCGUUCAAACGAACUUUGAAAUACGACUCUAAGUGGCUCGAUAAACCGAACUUCGUGGGGUCUUUCGACGUCGGAGAAUACGUCUUAUUCUUCUUCCGCGAGACUGCAGUGGAAUACAUAAACUGUGGCAAGGCGGUCUACUCCAGGGUGGCGAGGGUAUGCAAGAGAGAUACCGGUGGAAAGAACAUCCUCAGCCAGAAUUGGGCUACGUAUUUAAAAGCAAGACUCAAUUGUAGCAUACCAGGAGAGUUCCCGUUUUACUUCAACGAAAUACAAAGCAUAUAUAAAGUGCCAGGGGACGACAGCCGUUUCUAUGGUGUAUUCACCACCGCUUCUACCGGCCUUAUGGGCUCGGCAAUCUGCACCUUCACUAUAAGCGACAUUCAGAAAGCUUUUGAAGGGAAAUUCAAAGAGCAAGCCACCUCCAGCUCUGCUUGGCUGCCAGUUAUAAGCAGUAGAGUUCCUGAACCAAGACCUGGCACUUGUGUGAAUGACACUUCCUCUCUUCCAGACACUGUACUCAACUUUAUAAGGUCCCACCCGUUGAUGGACAGCGCUGUGUCCCACGAGAACGAGAAACCGAUAUACUACAAGCGGGACCUUUUCUUCACCAGACUGGUGGUAGAUAGGGUCAAGGUGGACAUGCUUGGACACCAACUAGAUUACACCGUCUAUUACGCUGGCACAAAUGAAGGAAAAAUACACAAAAUCGUGCAAUGGACACGCAAUGGGGAUAGCCAAUCGGCUCUUCUGGACAUUUUUGAUGUCACUCCUGGCGAGCCUAUUCAGGCAAUGGCUCUGUCUCGCAAGCAUGGCUCACUCUACGCGGCGUCAGAUCGACGUGUGCUUCAACUCCGACUAGCGUUGUGCGCGCGCCGCUACGACGCAUGCGUGAGAUGCGCUCGCGAUCCUUACUGCGGGUGGGACCGUGACGCAGGGGUCUGCAGGGAAUAUGUGCCAGGGUUAAUUCAAGAUGUAGCCAAUGAAACAGCGGACAUUUGCGAUUCGUCUAUUGCCCGCAAGAGUGUCUCAGCUACUUGGGGCCAGAGUCUCCACCUCGGCAGCUUCGUGAAGAUGCCAGAAGUGCUCCAUCCGAGAGCUGUCACGUGGUACCAUUAUUCUAGAGAGAAAGGCCGGCAUCCAAUCACAUUUAAUAAGCCAGAGAAGUACAUUGAAACAUCGGAACAUGGUCUACUAAUAAUAUCUGUCAAUGAAGGUGACGCUGGCAGAUAUGACUGUUGGCUUGGUGGAUCUCUCCUUUGCUCAUACAAUAUCACAGUUGAUACUCACCGAUGUUCGCCACCCGAGAAAAGCAACGAAUAUCAGAAAAUAUAUUCGAAUUGGUGCCAUGAAUUUGAAAAGUAUAAAACAGCCAUGAAAACAUGGGAAAGAAAACAGGAGCAAUGUGCGAGGCAGAAUGACUCUAAUCAGAACACCCAUCCUAAUGAGAUCGUGUGAUAGCUUCUAAACAUCGCCUAUCUCAUGUUUCAGUCUGUUAACUACUAUGCUGGCUCAAUACCGGUGCCGUUCGUAUCGGCCGGCCUUAAAUACUUCAAUAUAUUUUCGUGAGUCCGUCGACGGUCAUCCAAAACAUAAUCAUCUCACUCAAUAGUGGCAAGCUCAAGUUGUGUAUGUACCUAACUCAGUGACACCCUAUAGCUUACGUAUAUUUAAAGUGUAGUGAUACGUAGUGCAUCGCUCCAACCACACUGGGAUCAUGAGAAGGUGAUUUGACAUUCAAAAUUUGAAUGGACACUUAUUAAAAUUCAAUGGAUCGAUAGUUAUCGGCGUUGUGCGUUGCUUUGUUGGAUAUGGAAUGUAUAAAGGUUAGAAGUUGAGAUUCUCAAAUUUGUAAGUACGCUUUGUUCGUUGGGUAAGGGUUUAGAAGAAUUGUUAGAAUUAUUGAAUGGAAAUAAUUAAUUUUGAUAAAUCUUAAAGUAUUUUAAUGAGAGCAUUUUAAACCCAAAUAGUAAUUAAUAAUGUUUGUUUUGUUAUUAUUUAAGAUAAUAAAUAAAUUGAUCCUAUGUGCAUUUUAAUAUUGUUUAUGUAAGUUAUAGAAGACUAAUUUAUGUAGUUAGACCUUUGGGCGAUCAAUGAGUUUUGAUCGGAUAAUGUAAAUUAAAGAACGGAUCAAGAUUCAUCGCACCGAGUACUCGCGUACUAAUGAUCGAGUAUAGAGAUACGUAGUUCACCGCUGCCUUACUGCGGUCGUAAUUUGAAAUCUCCGAGGGUUGUGGGAGGGUUCGCCUCAUUAUUUUUCCCCUAUUUGUGUAAAUAGUUACCUAAUUUUCGUUCAACUGUACCUACUAAUGUAAGUGUACGUAUAGUAUGCACGUCCCUAAUGGUAAAAAUAUAUAAUUUAAGCCUGUGAUAUAUAUAAGAAACUUUAAAUAUUUUAACUAAUAUGGGGAAUGUAUUGAGAUUAAAUUUUUACAUGAUAACGUUUUGCUGCUUAAAGGCCGCAACGAUAUGGUUUCAAAUAUUUUACUAUAUUUAAUAGACAAGUGUGUAUUCACAUUCCACAAUACAACAUAAAUAUUAUUAGAAAGUUCACAAUCAAGAAAUAAUAUUGAUUUUUAUUGAAAAAAAUAAGUUAAGACAUUUUAUUAGUUUAAGCCCGAUUUUCAAUUUUUUUAGUUAACCCCAAAUCGCCAUGGUUUUGAAAAAAUUUUUUGAAAAAUUGCCUUAAUUGAUUUAUAUAAUGUAUUAUCCUAGUUAAUUUAACUCUUUUAAAGUAAAAUAUUAUUUGUAUAACUUCAUUAUAUAAAAUUCAAAUAUAAAGACAUUAUAACACAAUUUUUCAAUCGCAUGACAACAAAGCCAAUUUAAAAAUAGAAUUUUGGACGAAUGUUUCUUACACUAAAGUAUACAUAAUAUUAUUUAAAAUUAUUAUUAAAACCCGGUUUAAUAAGUAACGGCGAUAUUAUUAGUCUAAACGAUUUUUCAAAAUAUUUUUGUACAGAAAAAAAAACAGUUUUGUAAUUUUAAUAGGCUAAUUCGAACUUGACUCGCGUAAUGUCAUCAAAAUUGUACCUCCUUACGAAAUUUCUCGAUUUCAUAUCAUUACUUUGUACCUUAGAGCUUUGUACAUAGUAUCGACAUUUGUUCACCAUUUUAUUAAUAUUGAUCAGAGGAAAAUUUUAACAGUUUUACUAUAAAAUAGCACAUAUUUUUUCUAGAAAUUUAUUGAAAAAUUAUGCCAUCAAUAUUCCGCUGCCAUCAUAUAUAAACUAUGCGUUUAUGUAAUAUCAUUUUUACUAACACCUAUAUUAUUAUUAUUGGGUUAAAGAAUAUUGGAAAAUGAAACACAAUAUAAUUUUUUGGAUAAUAUCGAGUAAUAGUUUUUAAUAUAGCAAAAAAUUAAGUCCACUAUUCGUUUUGAAAACGCCAAAACAAAAUAUCGAAAUUCAAUCGUAGCGAAAAUAAUUGUUAGUAUAAUAGGUGCUUCAACAUGUAAGCUUUCUUUCCGCAAAUACAUAUAUUUUGAGACUCAUAUCAUUAUGUACAUACAUAAAUCGGAAUAAUUAUAAAGAUCAUAAGAAAUAUCUGAGCUUCGUCGUUUAUUCUUAUAUACUAAGAUUUCGUACUUAAGUAUUUUAGGGUUGAAUGUUACAUCUAAUGCCGCGUCUACUUUUUUUCCGUGUAGCUUUGUCUUAUUGUCACAUUAAAAUGUUAAUUGUAUUCUAAUAAAAAAAAUGCUUCACAGAAAUAUCCAAAAUUAUCACUCUAAAAUCAAUCUUAUUUUUUGUAAUAAUUUUAAACACAGAGUGUCUUCUCACUCGCUAUAGUUUUCAUGUAAUGAUAAGCAUAGUUUUACAUCGAAAUUCGGUGGCAUGCGGUGAGUUUCAACCCUUAGUGAUUAUUAUAAUUAAGGAUUUCCCAUAAUAGGGAUGAUCUUGCGCAAUAAUUAUAUAACUAAUUACUAAUAUCUGUACUAAUCGAAUAGAACUGUAAAUUUCACGUGUUACUAUAAUGUAAUAAGUUAAAAUCAAGUGUAGUGUUAAGAUUUUGUAUAAUAAAUCUAUGAAAUG